GAUGAUCUGACGAAAACAAUUCAUGCGGCUCAGGAAAAAUGUAUCAUAGUUUCUCUAAAACCGGAAUGCUAUCUAAAGCGAUGAUACCAAGGGUGGCAUACCGGUACUUAACAUCAACUUAUAUGGUGCUAUGAUAGCUACAUAUCGACGACACAUUGAAAGAUAACAACAAUCACGAUGGUUUUCAUCACAAAA
Messenger RNA from Tuber melanosporum (Perigord truffle), 195 nucleotides. RefSeq lists its product as uncharacterized. NCBI's taxonomy places the organism in Eukaryota, Fungi, Ascomycota, Pezizomycetes, Pezizales, Tuberaceae. The record is from RefSeq and is a predicted model, not a curated record. The transcript has a single exon. The coding region runs from base 39 to 134 and encodes 31 amino acids.